UGCAUUCACUUAUCAUGUCCCUACAUAAUUAUACAUGUAUGAAAUAGUGCUUUUUCCCCCUUUCUGCAUCACUGCUUUUUCUCAGUCUGGAGAAAAAACGUAAAGCUAACGCCUUCUCUAUGCUUUUUAUUAUCAUUCAAUUAACCUACAAGUGUUAAGCUACAAGUGCUAAGCUUUCUUUUCUUUUCUUCAUAUCCCCCUAUAUUUGAUCCUUUUCUUCCUUGUUCAGCUUCGACAUAUGCCUAUUAAAUUACAUGAUGAAGAGUAGCCAUGAAAGAGAGAGGCAAAGCUGUGGAAGUAUACAACAACAACAACAACAACAUUGAUUUCUUCCAAGACUAUACCACUUCAUUGGAUGUUGUUCCCUGUAGGAGACAUCCACAAUCAUCUUUUGCGGGUGUGUGCGCGUAUUGUCUCAAGGACCGUUUGAUCAACUUGGUUUGCUCAGAGUGUGGCGAGCAGCGUCUCUCGUCUUGCUCGUGCUCCGAAAUCGCCACCAACCCUCGGAAUUCAUGCACCGGUGGUGAAGUAGGCAGCGUUGGUCGGGUCUCGUUCUUGAUAGAGAAUGAAAACAAGGAACAAGAAGUUCCGAACCCCAAGGGAAAAAGCAGUAGUAGUGGGAAUAAUACCAAGUCAGAAGAUAUUUUCUUGCUCGAGAGAAGCAAUAGCAGUUGUGUUGAGAUCAAGAAAAAGAAUGGAUUCUGGAGAAUUGGGAGGUUUUUCAAGAAGAAGAGGGACAAAGAGACUAACUGUGGGAAGAGUGUGUGUGGGGUUGAUGAGAAAAGUGAUUUGUGGCUGGUUGAUUACAUGGGGGUGUCAAGGUCAAGGUCUCUUUGCAGUUUCAGAGGUGGUGGGUUCUUUGGAUCAGAAGAUGGAAGUGAGUUGAUGAACUUUUCUGGUGCAAGGAGCUCCAUUUCAGCCGCUCGGAGUUCCGGUGUCAAUGGCGGUUUGGUUUAUGAUCCUGACAGGAAAAGUGGGUUUAGUGAAGCAGAACCAAGGAGAGGUGGUUUUGAUAGUGAAAGAAGAGACAGUACUUUUAUAGAGUCUGAUAUUGCAGACAUUAGAGCCGUUAGAAAAAGUGGCCUCAGCGGUGGCGGAGGUGUAAUGGAUUUCGAUGGUGGUUUUAGUGGUGCAAACAGGCGGGUGUUCUCUUUGAAAGAGAGCUAUUUUAAUGGUGGGGAUGAUUCAGGCUUCAUUGACUUGAAAUUUGAUUUUCAAACAGAAUCUAAAGGGGAUAUUCCUAGUAUGAAGAAGGGUGUUUUGUCUGGUUUUGGCAACAUGAGAGAAGGUGAUGAAUUUGGGCCAUAUAAAUCCAGUAGUUCCAUUGAAAAUGCACUGCCAAUGUCUGGAAAUGGAGCUUUUAGGAAUGGGAGUUCAUAUCAGAUGACAAUGGAUGAAAGAAGAAUAAAAAAGAGUAAAAUAAUUUUCAAGGGAUGGCGGUGGAUUUCAAAGCUCCAUUAAAAUUGGACCAACCCAGGGAAGAAAAAUGAAACAUUGAAGCCCCUCUCACGGUGGUUGAACUCACAAUUGGUCACCAUCAACCUCUCAAAUUUCAGUCUUAUGUUUUUCCUUUGUUCAUUUUCAUAUGUAAUUUUCUUCACAUACUUUCUCAUUUCUCAUCCUUUUGUUUAAGCCUUUCAAGUUGAUCAAAUCAUUAAACAUGAUUUUCAGAAA
Messenger RNA from Hibiscus syriacus, 1674 nucleotides. RefSeq lists its product as uncharacterized. Bases 271 to 1461 code for a protein of 396 amino acids. The record is from RefSeq and is a predicted model, not a curated record. Lineage: Eukaryota; Viridiplantae; Streptophyta; Magnoliopsida; Malvales; Malvaceae. The transcript has 2 exons.